Thalassophryne amazonica is the source of this 1798-nucleotide messenger RNA. RefSeq names its product retinoid isomerohydrolase. The transcript has 14 exons. The coding region runs from base 133 to 1728 and encodes 531 amino acids. Gene Ontology annotation, biological process: zeaxanthin biosynthetic process; retinal metabolic process. Gene Ontology annotation, molecular function: retinol isomerase activity; all-trans-retinyl-ester hydrolase, 11-cis retinol forming activity; beta-carotene 15,15'-dioxygenase activity. NCBI's taxonomy places the organism in Eukaryota, Metazoa, Chordata, Actinopteri, Batrachoidiformes, Batrachoididae. The record is from RefSeq and is a predicted model, not a curated record.
AUUGCAGUGACUCUGAAGCGGAGUGCACGAAUAAAUAGCUAAAGCCACUGGGCAAAAUCAGCCACUUCAAGUUAAGGCGUAAAACACAAAGUUUGUUCAAAGUUAUUUUGAUUGUUGUCACAAAGAAGAACCAUGGUCAGCCGAUUUGAACAUCCAGCUGGUGGUUACAGGAAGAUUUUUGAGACGUGUGAAGAGCUCGCUGAGCCAGUUCCAGCGACAGUCACAGGCAGGAUUCCUUCUUUUCUGAAGGGAAGUCUUCUCCGUCUGGGACCUGGACUUUUUGAAAUUGGGGAUGAACCUUUUUAUCACCUCUUUGAUGGACAAGCCCUCAUGCACAAGUUUGAGUUUAAGAAUGGCCAGGUCACCUACUUCAGAAGAUUUCUCAGAACUGAUGCUUAUGUGAGAGCCAUCACGGAGAAGCGUGUUGUGAUCACAGAGUUUGGCACGUUUGCGUAUCCUGAUCCCUGCAAAAAUAUUUUCUCCAGGUUUUUCUCUUACUUCAAAGGUGUUGAGGUCACAGAUAAUUGCUUGGUGAAUGUUUAUCCCGUCGGUGAAGAUUUUUAUGCUGUCACAGAAACCAACUUCAUCACCAAAGUCAACCCCGACACCUUAGAGACGCUGAAAAAGGUUGAUAUGUGCAACUAUAUCAACAUUAACGGCGUGACAGCCCAUCCCCACAUAGAGAGAGAUGGAACUGUGUAUAACAUCGGAAACUGCAUGGGAAAAGGAGCAACCCUGGCCUACAACAUUGUCAGGAUUCCUCCCACACAGAAAGGUCAAUCUGAUCCUAUUGAGAAGUCCAGGGUGGUGGUGCAAUUCCCAAGCGCUGAGAAGUUCAAACCAUCCUACGUGCACAGCUUUGGCAUGUCAGAGAACUAUUUUGUUUUUGUGGAAACUCCUGUGAAAAUCAACUUGCUGAAAUUCUUGAGUGCCUGGAGUGUCCGAGGCUCCAACUACAUGGACUGCUUUGAGUCCAAUGAAAGCCAAGGAACACUAUUCCACAUCGCCAUAAAAGACCCAGGACAGUAUGUUGAUCACAAGUUCAAAGGGGCUGCCAUUGGCCUGUUUCAUCACAUCAACACCUACGAGGACCAGGGUUUCAUUGUGUUUGAUCUCUGUACAUGGAAAGGUUUUGAGUUUGUCUACAACUAUCUCUGGCUGGCCAACUUGCGGGCCAACUGGGAAGAAGUGAAGAAGGCGGCCAUGAUAGCACCCCAGCCUGAGGUGCGCAGAUAUGUGAUACCCUUGGACAUCCACAAGGAGGAACAGGGGAAGAACCUCGUCAGCCUGCCGUACACCACUGCCACAGCAGUGAUGCACGCCGACGGAACCGUCUGGCUAGAACCUGAAGUACUGUUCUCUGGACCCCAUCAAGCCUUUGAGUUUCCUCAGAUAAACUACAAGAAGUAUUCAGGGAAAAAUUACACAUAUGCCUACGGUCUGGGCCUCAACCAUUUCAUACCAGACAGGAUCUGCAAGUUAAACGUGAGGACCAAGGAGACCUGGGUAUGGCAAGAACCAGCCACCUAUCCCUCAGAGCCCCUGUUUGUUCAGACUCCUGAUGGGGUAGAUGAGGAUGAUGGUGUGCUGUUGACCAUCGUGGUGGCUCCUGGUUCCCAGAGACCUGGAUUCCUCCUGAUCCUCAAUGCCAAGGAUCUGUCUGAGAUCGCGCGAGCAGAAGUAGAGUGCAACAUUCCUGUCACCUUCCAUGGGAUGUACAAACCCUAAUUCAGCUUUUCUCAAGGUGUCAACAAUAGUCGGCAACGGCAGGAUUGUCAGUUGCUAUUCAGCAAUAGAA